Molecule: messenger RNA, 896 nt
Organism: Tachysurus fulvidraco (yellow catfish)
Lineage: Eukaryota; Metazoa; Chordata; Actinopteri; Siluriformes; Bagridae
Gene: hbba2
Product: hemoglobin, beta adult 2
Exons: 3
Coding region: 338-781 (147 amino acids)
Biological process (GO): hydrogen peroxide catabolic process; oxygen transport
Cellular component (GO): haptoglobin-hemoglobin complex; hemoglobin complex; blood microparticle
Molecular function (GO): heme binding; peroxidase activity; haptoglobin binding
Source: RefSeq, a predicted model, not a curated record
CAAUAUGAUAAAAUGUGGUAUCCGUAUAUUACUAUGUUUUAGUGUAAUACGAUUAUUGUAACUUGCUUUGGAUAAACAGAACAAGAAAUGGAUAUUAGUAAUUUUAAAGCCUAUUAAAUAUCAGUAUAUAAACACGAUGUUACCAAGAAAUUAAACACUAUGAUCAUUUUGCUUAAUGUUAAUAAUUUAAUAACUCUGAUGACACCUUAACUGCAUUACAAGUCGAAAACCAUUAAAUCGGUUGUGAAAAACCUCCCUCUUGUUAGGGGGCGGAGGUGAGGGAGAAUUAAAACUCAGUUGGCGCAGUCAAUGCUGACAGAAGCGGUCAUUAGCAGUCAUGGUCCGUUGGUCACAAUCUGAACGGAGUGUCAUUGCAGAUCUCUGGAGCAAAAUCAAUGUCGAAGAGAUCGGGCCUCAGUCCCUGGCAAGAGUGCUGAUUGUCUACCCAUGGACUCAGCGCUAUUUCGGCAAAUUUGGAAAUUUGAACAGUGUAGCUGCCAUCCUGGGAAACCCUUUGGUCAGUGCCCAUGGCAUAGUAGUACUGAACUCUUUGGACCUGGCAGUGAAGAACUUGGACAGCAUUAAGACGACCUACUCGAAUCUGAGCGAGCUCCACUGUGAGAUUCUCAAUGUAGACCCCGAUAAUUUCAGGCUUUUUGCCGACUGCCUGACCAUCGUGGUAGCCACCAAAUUUGGAGCCGACUUCAGCCCUGAAAUUCAAGCAACAUGGCAGAAGUUUCUGGCUGUCGUCGUCGCCGCUCUGAGCAGCCGCUACUUUUAAACUUUCCAUCAAGUCUGCUCUGAUUUUAUGUGUUGACAUAACUGCAUUAAACUAAACAAGUUUCAUAAGUCAAUUUAAUAAGAAUAACUAAUAAAAUUGUCGGUUUUAUUAUUCA